GCCGGAGUGGGCGGGGCCGUGACGUUGGUGUGUGACGUCAGGACAGCCGGAAGGGAUGUGAGAAGACCGGCCAGUGCAGAGUUCAGGGAGAGGAUGGCGGAGGAAAAGGAGAAGCUAAUUCAGGACACAAGAAAGAGAUUUGCACAGGAUUAUUUACAAGACAAUUCCAGUAAGUAUGAUAGCCGCGACGUAGACAGACUUCAGAAGGAUGAUGGCUGGGUGGAAAGCUAUCUGCUGUGGAGGCAUAACGUGAUUGAGGAUGCUUUGAAGAUGAUUGAUGACAGCUUUAGAUGGAGGAAAGAAAUUGCUAUUAAUGAUCUAAGUGAAUCCAUUAUUCCCAGAUGGUGUUUUGAAGUCGGUGCUACUUAUCUUCACGGUUAUGACAGAGAAGGCAAUAAACUUUUCUGGCUCAGAGUAAAGCUUCAUGUUCGAGAUGCCAAAACGAAUGAAGACAAGAAGAAAUGUGUGGCAUUUUGGUUGGAGCGUUAUGCCAAGAGGGAGCCGGGCAAGUUCCUGACUGUUGUCUUUGAUAUGGCUGAAUGCGGACUUAGUAAUAUAGAUAUGGAUUUUGUACGUUUUGUAGUCAACUGUUUUAAAAUCUACUACCCAAGAUACCUGUCAAAGAUUGUUAUCUUUGAGAUGCCAUGGAUAAUGAAUGCUGCCUUUAAAAUUGUGAAAGGCUGGCUUGGUCCAGAAGCCGUGAACAUGCUGAAAUUUGUGAACCGGAAUGAAGUUCAUGACUACAUUAGUGCUGAAUACUUACCUCCACACAUGGGGGGAACAGAUCCAUUUAAAUAUAGCUAUCCCCCAUUACCCGAUGAUGAUUUCCAAACCCCAAUGUGUGAAAAUGGGCCAAUUACCAGUGAGGAUGAGCUUGAAAGUAAAGAGGAAAGUGAGGCGGACCCAAGGGAUGCCGUCGAUUCAUGUACAUCUGAGGAGAGUGCUCUCAAGCCCAGAAAGUUUAACUUCACUGAAGAGCAUUUCAAACAUGAGGAUAGCGAGAAGACUGACUCAAAGCCGAAAAACAACAGGAGGACAUCAACGGUUUUUAAGGGACCUUUACUACACAUUAGUCCUGCAGAUGAAUUGCAUUUUGGAUCCAAGGAAAGCGGAGAAAGAAAAUGUAUUAUUGUUCUCAAUAAUGUGACCAAAAAUACAGUUGCUUUUAAGGUGAGGACAACUGCCCCAGACAAAUACAGAGUGAAGCCCAGCAAUAGUAGCUGUGAACCCGGCUCCACGGUGGAUAUUGCGGUUUCCCUUCAUGCAGCCUCUACAGCAUCACUUCAAGAUCGCUUUUUAGUGAUGGCUGCAGAAAUGGAGCAGUCCUCGGGUACAGGAGCGCCGGAAUUGGCACAGUUCUGGAAGGAGGUGCCCAGGAAUAAGAUAAUGGAACACAGAUUAAGAUGCCACGUUGUGGAAACCAACAAGCCUUCCACAUUAGUAUUAAAGCAAAACGCGUUAAACAGGAACUCUUUAGGAAGUGACGAUCUUGCGUUUAAGUUAAGUCAAAUACUAGAAACGAACCGAAGACUGGAAGAGCAAAUUAAUCAGUGUAUCUGGUAUCAGCAUGUGAUAGCUUUUUUAUUGUCCAUUUUAGUGGCCAUAGUUUUUGCUGGAUUGUACAUGUUGAAAGACACAAGCAGCUAGGUAACAAUGGAAAUUCUGCUCAUGCUGAUACGUCUUUGAAAAGAAGAGGACUUUCACCUGACCAAAGUUGCCUUUAUUAUUCAGUGUGCGAUUUAACUACAAAGUAACAUGAAUAAUCAAGAUAUCCAAGAUACACAUGAAUGUUUUAGAAGCCAAUUUGUGUCACAUUAUAGGUAUCCUAUU
Nanorana parkeri is the source of this 1830-nucleotide messenger RNA. It is a transcript of the gene MOSPD2, whose product is annotated as motile sperm domain containing 2. NCBI's taxonomy places the organism in Eukaryota, Metazoa, Chordata, Amphibia, Anura, Dicroglossidae. The transcript is spliced from 15 exons. The record is from RefSeq and is a predicted model, not a curated record. The coding region runs from base 94 to 1647 and encodes 517 amino acids.